Drosophila guanche is the source of this 1015-nucleotide messenger RNA. RefSeq lists its product as uncharacterized. The record is from RefSeq and is a predicted model, not a curated record. The transcript has a single exon. The coding region runs from base 45 to 653 and encodes 202 amino acids. NCBI's taxonomy places the organism in Eukaryota, Metazoa, Arthropoda, Insecta, Diptera, Drosophilidae.
AUUCUUAAAAUUACACCCAAAAUUUCCAAGCAAAUUCCAAUCAAAUGGCGAACGUACAGAAUGCACCACUGCCCGAAGCCGAAGAUGCAGAUACUCCUGAGCAAAAAGAUACAGAUGCAGUAGAAACAGAAGGUGAAGAGGGGGAAACCGAACUUCCAGUGGAAGAAAAUGCCUCAAAGGAGGCAGAAGUAGGGUCAGAAGAGGGCGUAGAGGAGCAGGACGAUGACGAAGAUCCAUUUGAACAUCUAGACUUAAAAGACGAGGACAACGAGGAAGAGCAAUCCCUCUAUAAAGAAUAUCUAUCGUUAAUCAAAGAAAUUGAUUGUCAAAAUGGCAUCAUUCAGGAACUGAAAACCCGCUCGAAUGAGUUGAAGCAAAAUUCCUGCCACACGUCGAACCAGAGAAAGGAAUUACAGCGAUUACGGGUGUGCCAGGAGCAGGAGAAUUUACGACUCCGCACGAUGAUCAAUCGAGCAGUGCAGUUGCAGAAUUUUGGCUCCCGUCGGCUCUACGGGGAAGUGGAUCUGGAGAUUACGGACUCCGAGCAGACCGUCUUCCUGGCUGGCGUUCAGUGUGCGGAUGUGCGAUGUAACAGCCUUUUGGAGGAAACUUCUGUGGGUGAUGGCUGCCAGUUGGAUUCAGAUACAGAUUGAGAAUUUCAAUAACGAAAGUUAUGGGAAGAGUUUUUGGAUACGGAGAGAUGGGUAAUAUAAAGGAAUAGGAAAAGACUAGAAAACCUCACAAAUAGUCGGUAUAUCGAGAUAAAAAUAUAAAUCUGAUAGGAACUUCGUUCUUAACAUAAGAAACAUCCAUUUGGAUCACAUUUCUAGACUCUUUUUGGUCCUAAAUUUAACAAUUUCAAAGCAAUUCUACAUUGUUGCCUCAACAAGAGCCUCCCUUAUCAAAAAUAAACCCAAACAGCAGGUAAUACCCAUGAAAAUGUCAUCAUUCUUCCACCAAUUAGAUUUGGAUUAAAGCGGAAAACCCUCCUUUGGGGGACCCUUCUUUCAUCAAA